Saccharomyces paradoxus is the source of this 696-nucleotide messenger RNA. It is a transcript of the gene YHC1, whose product is annotated as Yhc1p. The coding region runs from base 1 to 696 and encodes 231 amino acids. Gene Ontology annotation, cellular component: nucleus; U1 snRNP. Gene Ontology annotation, molecular function: zinc ion binding; pre-mRNA 5'-splice site binding. The transcript has a single exon. Lineage: Eukaryota; Fungi; Ascomycota; Saccharomycetes; Saccharomycetales; Saccharomycetaceae. The record is from RefSeq and is a predicted model, not a curated record. Gene Ontology annotation, biological process: mRNA splicing, via spliceosome; mRNA 5'-splice site recognition; spliceosomal snRNP assembly.
AUGACGAGAUACUAUUGUGAAUACUGUCAUUCGUAUUUGACCCAUGACACGUUAAGCGUUCGUAAGUCGCAUCUGGUUGGUAAGAAUCAUCUUCGCAUAACAGCGGACUAUUAUAGGAAUAAGGCAAGAGACAUCUCUAAUAGGCAUAAUCAUAAAAGACGCCACAUUGGAAAGAAGGGUAGGAAAGAAGGAGAAAAAAGUAGUGAAAAUGAAAGGCUAAAAGUUACAUGCCUUUCAAAUAAGGAGAAAAGACGAAACUUGCAUGUGAAGAAAAUGAACCAAAAGGAACUGGCACAAACUUCGAUAAAUACUUUGCAAUCGUUAUACGACGGCUCGCCAGGAUAUUCAAAAGUAUUUGUAGAUGCCAAUAGGUUCGAUAUAGGAGAUCUGGUUAAAGCCAGCAAAUUGCCGCAAAGGGCCAACGAAAAAUCUGCACAACAUUCCCUCAAGCAAACUUCAAGAUCCAGAGAUGAGACGUGCGAGAGCAAUCCAUUCCCUAGGCUGACCAAUCCAAAGAAGUUCGAGCCCCCAAAGAUAUUAUCACAAUGGAGUAACACCAUUCCAAAAACUUCUAUAUUUUACAGCACGGAUAUAUUACAAACCACGAUCAAGGAGUCGAAGAAACGGAUGCAUCCUGACGGCAUGCGGAAACCACUGAGUACCAACGUAUUUAAAAGGAGGAGGUAUGGAAAUUAG